Molecule: messenger RNA, 934 nt
Organism: Cuscuta campestris
Lineage: Eukaryota; Viridiplantae; Streptophyta; Magnoliopsida; Solanales; Convolvulaceae
Source: the annotation of a GenBank genome assembly
AUCGAAGUAGAGCACCCAUGCCCACAAUCUGAUGGGCCUAAGGAGAAGCUCACAUCCUCCUACUCCAUCACCGGGGCAUCUGUGAUCCUGCAAUUCCCUGAGCUCCGCUAGGUGAUUAUUAUUUCUUCUUCUUCUUCAUCUUCUUCUUUUCUUAUCUGAGAUUUUCCAAAGACUUUUGUAAUCACUGGUAAACAGCAUUCCAUUUUCGAUUUCUGUUUUUGUUUCUAUCCACUUCGAAUUUCUCGAUAAGGGCCUAACUGCGUGUCAAUUCCUGCAAGGAUUUAAGAUUUGGCAGAGGAAGAUGAAGUUCGUCAUGGAAUUCGCCGAGAACAUGAUUCUGAGAAUGAUGGAGGAUCCGAAGGAGAGGGAUCGGAAGUUUCGCGAACAUCUCUACACGUUGAAGGACAGGUGCAAGCAGACGAAGGAGAUGUGGAGCCUUCCUCUUCGUCCGUACGGUUUCUGGACUUUCGACCGCCACAAUGCUCAGAUAUUUUGGGAUGCUAAGAUCAGCCAAGCUCCCGGCCGCCGUGAUCCGUACGACGACCUUCUUCAGGACGACCGCCACGACGUCUCCACCCCUUACCCCUCUUCUACCACAUCCACUGACAAGUGAUUAUGAAGGAAGACAUGCAAGUAGCAGCUAGCCAGGUUGCUUGAAGCUUGGACUCUUGGCUUGGUGUUAGAAUUAGAAUUGGAAUAAGUUCUGCAUUGUGUGUGAGUUUAUGAUGAAUCUUUGUUUCUCUCUUUCUUUCGCUGGGAGGGCAUGGCCCACCUUACUCGUGAUGCCGCAUUUCGAGCCAUCAUAUGUGUCAUACUUUGUUGUAAUGCUUCAAUGUGAGCCAUCCUAUGUUUCACAAUUUGCCAUUGAGACACUAAAAUAAGGUUGUGUUCAUCCUACAUGAUCUCAUCUAACUCGCGUCUACAAGCAAUUUUC